Molecule: messenger RNA, 3200 nt
Organism: Haliotis rubra (blacklip abalone)
Lineage: Eukaryota; Metazoa; Mollusca; Gastropoda; Lepetellida; Haliotidae
Product: NFX1-type zinc finger-containing protein 1-like
Exons: 2
Coding region: 189-3200 (1003 amino acids)
Biological process (GO): regulatory ncRNA-mediated heterochromatin formation
Cellular component (GO): nuclear RNA-directed RNA polymerase complex
Molecular function (GO): helicase activity
Source: RefSeq, a predicted model, not a curated record
AUACCUGUGGUAGUAUAAAUGUGCCUUGCUUCACAGAAGAAUCUCAUUCAGUGGUGUCUGUGGAGCAAGUGCCGCAUAUGAACGAGAUGAUAUAUUCGAUGGACUCAGCCCACUGAUCACCCAGAAUUUGGUACCAAAGAGGGGAUAUACUCGAUGUACUCAACCCAUUGAUCACCCAGAAUUUCCCGAUGUUAUCCCAAGGAAGACACCACACUCGCAGGGACGAAUAUCAUAGGCAUCGAAGAAGAAGAAGAGGAGGACAAAGAAGACAGAUGGGAUUUGAACGAUUAAGAGAUCUCAUAGAUGAAGACAAUUUGGAAAAUAUAACCCUGGAACUGGCAAGUGAUAAGAGUGGCUUUGAAUCAAUGUUACAUAGUCAUUCUAUGACAUUUGAUGAAAUCAGGCUUGUACUUGCUGUGGUUGACAAAGCAUGCAGUACAGAUCACAAGGAAGGACUAAAAAAGGUCCUGAAGACACUAUGCACAUCGUGUUUUCUGGAUACACAUCUUGUGAACUUUUUUGACCAGCUUAACCACUAUGACGAGAUUGAAGACUACAGUAAUCAUGUGUUUGUUAUAUGUGAGGAAAUACUGAAGAAAAGUCCAAGGAAUGCAGGGAAAUGCGUUGAUGCUUUGCAAUGUAUUGGAUAUGCUUUCAGUGAUUGCGAUAUUAUCUAUGAUAAUCCAGAACUCGAAGCACAUAGAGCGGAGCUGGGGAGGACAUGCAUUCGGCACGUAGUAUUUGGUCAAUGCAGAAGCUACGAAGAGGAACCACCAGACAAUUACAGGGACCUUGAGAUGUUUCCCAGUUUGCAGGACCUGUUGUCAGAUGAGCAGCCAUUCCUGAGACAGAACAAAGACAAGGGAGCCUACUCUAGCUUAGACACCUACCUUGAUGUUCAGUUCCGGUUAUUAAGGGAAGAUUACAUCCAGCCAUUGAGGAGAGGCAUACUGGAGUACAAACAAAGCAGAUUUGACAAAGCUCCGAACAAAGUUGCAGAUACAUGGUUGUAUCAUGAUGUUCACAUAAUGCGCUCAGUUUGUACUGAUGACAUUGACACUAGGUUGACUUUUGAUGUUACUCGUGUUGGAAGAAUUCGAUGGCAGUCAAGUAAACGGUUGAUCUAUGGUUCAUUAGUGUGUCUCUCAAGGGACAACUUUGAGACCAUGCUCUUUGCAACUGUUACAAAUAGAACUGUCCACGAUUUAUUAAAGGGGAACAUACAGGUAAGGUUUGAGAAAGAUUUUGAUAUUGUUCUCAACAUAUCGCCAACUGACACAUUUGUUAUGGCUGAAACUCCAGCUUAUUUUGAAGCUUAUAGGCACGUCCUUUCAAGGCUCCAGCAAAUUGAAGAUUUACUUCCAUUCCAACGCUAUCUUGUUCAUUGUGAAACAAACCUUCAGCAGCCAGGAUAUUUAGAUCAUGGUGUGCGAUACGAUAUGACUGCUCUCGGAGAAUACACUUACAAUCUUACAUCAGUACCAGUACUAAAUACAAGCAAAUGGCCACCACAAAGGUUUUAUGAUCUGAAUGAGGUUCAGCUACAAGCAGUGAAGACAGCUCUCACUAAAGAACUAGCCAUUAUUCAGGGACCACCAGGCACAGGCAAGACAUAUGUAGGGUUGAAGAUCAUGCAAGUUCUCUUGGAAAACAAGGACAAUUUAGGGUCCAGCAGUGGGAUCCUUGUUGUGUGUUAUACCAAUCAUGCCCUGGACCAGUUCCUUGAAGGAAUACACAAGUUCCAUCCACAUGGUAUCAUUCGAGUUGGAGGGCGAAGCAGUAGCAAGACUCUUGAACCUUACAACCUGAAAGAGCUUCGCAUGGACAGAAGGAGAAAGAAAAGAGUGAGGCAAAUUGUUCACGAUAAUCUUUUGGAAUGUAAAGACAAAAUGGCAGCUAUCAAAAACACAAUUGAAGAGGUUGGUUGUAGAAUCGAGGCAAGCAUGCUCGGUGUUCUUCAUGAGAAUACAUUGAUGCCAUACAUGGAACGUCAUCACUUGAGGAGCCUGUUAAACAGGUUCAGAGUGGGCAAACAAUCGGCAAUUUUAUCAUGGCUUGAGUUUAAACACCUGCCAACAUUCCAGCGACUCAUAAAUGAGUGGACAAGAGCAAUUCUUGAUUUUGUCAGACGUAAAGAAUCCGCCAUGGAGGAUCCGUCUUAUGCUGGUGAUAUAUUGUCGAUGUCAUUUGUUGACAGAGCUCAUGUGUACAAAAUAUGGCUCGAACGAUUCAGACUAAAUGUCACUCGGGAAAAGGGAAAAAUUGAGAAAGAGUAUCAAGCUGAAGCUACCAUCAAUAGAGGUAAAGACUUCAUACUUCGAAUGUUGACUGCUCAGCUCAGAGAAGCAGCUAUGGCUAUACUACCAGAUGCCUAUUUACAACAGUUUGUUCCAAGAUGGGCGUACAGUCUUAUCAAGGACACAUACUCGGAGUAUCAUGAUGAGUACUCAAUAAAAGUUUGGCUUGGAGCUACACCACAUGUAGCUGUAGCUGAAGUUGACCUAUAUGAUGCCAUUCAAGAACUGGAUGAAAUCAAUUCAGGGCUCUCAAAUGCAGAUGAAGCAGCAGCUAUCAUUACCGGACAGAGAUUUAUUGAUGAUGAGGUAGAUCUUUUCACAAACCAAUCAAGUAGACUGUCAGCUCAGAUGUCAAAAGCCAUAAACACUCUGGCUCUUAGUUUUCAGUCGCUUCUAUCCACUACAGUACAUGAAGGAAAUCAGAGCGCUAAUGAACAGGUUCAAGCUGCACACAAACGAAAUCAGAAGAAACGACUGGAGAGGAUUUUAAUGGAAGCACGACCCAUCAAUACACAAAUACUGCAUUGCAGAGACGUGUGGUAUUUGGAUAUGAAUGAUCGGGAAUCUUUGUACAAGACUUGGGUAACAGCGUAUCAGCACGACUGCAAAGUAUCUAUUAAAGAUAAAGAACAGGAAUACAGGCAGUUAUCCCAGAGACGGAAGGAAGUAUUAAGGGAAGAGGAUAAAGACAUUCUCUCUCAAGCAGACAUCAUUGGAAUGACAACUACAGGAGCUGCAAAACAUGCAAGUCUUCUUGAAGCUGUAGCACCUAGUAUUAUCAUAGUAGAGGAGGCGGCUGAAGUUUUGGAGUCCCACAUAAUAACAUCCCUCAACCCUGAGUGCCAACAACUCAUUCUAAUAGGAGACCACCAACAGCUGAGACCAAACCCACAGUCUACUUAA